CGACCCCAGGAGGACUCGGGAGGCUGGGGGUGGGGACAGCCGAGGUCGCGGCUCCUCCAGCCCCUUCCGCUGCCCCUCCUCUCGCCUUCCUCGCCCACUCUUCCCGGGCCGGCCCCAGAGGCCGCCGGCUGGGCCUUUCACCUUCAAGCAAAGCCGUGAAGUAGCGGGCGUUGAGGAGGCCUGGGGCGCCGCGCGCACUCCCGCCAGCCCGACCUCGCCUCGCAGACCCCGGGGCCGGACGCCAUCCCAGGGGCGAGGCCUGCGGGCCACACUCCCGCCUGCCCGGAUUUAGGGCGAGUCCUUCCCGGGACUCUGCUGCGGUCCGGGACGGGGAGCGUGGGCCGGGGCCUCGCCUCUCCGAGGGAUGGAGGGGAUGGAGGCGGCAGCGAAGCCUGCGCGCCGCUCUCAAGCAUCCAGGUCAGGAAGCAGAACAACCAGCCCCAUGCAUGUAACUCCAGCUGAAGCCAGAAAUGGUCCUGAGCAGCCAGACCGUGGACCCCUCCCAAGACCCAUGCUCUGCCCCCAGGAAGACCAACCACCUAGCCUGAUGGUUCCCAAACCUUCUGGGGCAUGGCCACUGCAGCUCCAAGGCCCUUCUGUGCUCGAGUCCAAGGUGAAGGCCUUGAAGGAGAAAAUGAUGGCAAGGAAACAAGGGGAAAAUCCUUGUCCCACUUCCUCUGAGUGUCCAUCCCCCACAAGAUCCAAGUGCCAGCAAGUCAAGCUUGAAGCAGUCUGGAACCUACCUGAGGGCUCUCCUCUCUCAGAUGCCCUGGUGAUCCCCCAUGUUCAGAACCAGAUAGGUGGGCAGCUAGACGGCAGUGUUAAUAAGAAGAAACCUGCCAGGAAUGGUGGAUCCAGACCAUCUACCCCUGGCCUUGAGAGCUGGAAUGGGCAAAGUCUGUGGUCCCCAGAAGAAAUGUGGAUGAUGGCUGAUCAUGAGGAAGGCCCAACACCAGGACCUGGCUCUUUACAAGAGAGACCCAACAGCCAUAUUUCUUCAGGCCAGCCACGGGGGCCUGGUACCUCUAAAACCGCCCACUUGAGCAGCCGGAAGAAGAGAAGACCAUACACACUUGGAGAUGGUGUGAUCACCGAGGGAGGUCUGGACAGCACAGCCCUGACCUCCAAGGAGGACUCAGUGCCCAGAACGGACCUGCAAGAGAUGCUCCAGAGAGCUAGUGGCCUGGAGGCGCUGGGCACUGGGACACAUGCUUUGUCCCUGUCUGACCAGGUGGAAAGGAACCGCCUCCUGCUGCAGGAGAUGCUGAAGGCUUCCAGACAGAGUCCUCCCAAGGUGGAAAGCCCAGACUGGACUCCUCCCUGGGUCAGGGCUGUGUCAGAGCGACCAGCUGGAGACGUGGACUGGGACUCGGGCACCCCCCUGCAAGACUCAGGUCAGAGCAGGACCUUUGUUCCCAAGCUGGAGCCUGCGCUGAGUGCCAGGUAUGAGGGAACCAAGCAUCUGAUACAGCGUGCUCGCAUGAAGGCCAGGACCCAACCGCUCCGAGCCAGCCAUGAUAUUGUGCCCGCCACUGCUCAGCACUGUGGAAAUGGCCAAAGAAGCCCAGUUCUGGAUGUCAGGAGAGCCUCUGCCUCCAGAGAGAGCCUCCAGAAUGGGGACCGGAGUGACUCCUCCAGUGUAGAGUCUGGUGAUGGGCAAUGGCCCAAGCAGGGAAUGCCCCUGUCUCAUGUCCGUUUUGAAGAUGAGUCUGCCCAUGAGGCUGAGUUCCGGUACCUCGAACGGCUACGGCGGCGCCAGCGUCAGGGGUUAAGCACAGUGCUACAUGCUGUGGGCCAGGGACCUCUGAGCUCCAAGCCUGACCUGAACAACUACAUUAAUGGUAACAUGGGCAACAGCUCAUGCCACAGGCCUGUGGGCUCCCUGGACCACAGUAACUUCCCUGUACCACCGUCUACAUGGGGCAGUGAGAGGAAGUGCCCAGCCUGUGGCAGCUGUCUUGAGGAGCGUUAUCCUGCUGAGAGGAGAGCAGCCCCUGACCUGAGGGUCCUCCAGGGUCUCCAGGCAGCCUGUGAGGCAGAGGCAUUGCUCCUGGGGCCCUGUAAUUCCCACAGCUUGAACUCGCCAUUCCCAGGGCUCCACACAGAAUGGAUCCAGGAAACACACAUCACAGACACUAUUGCCACACAUCCAGAGGAGAGGAACUCUGCCCUGGACAGCACCAAUGGUUCAGACAGCUGGACUGACAGUAAGGAUGCCAGGACCUCUCAGCCCAGCAGGGCAGGUGGGCAGGCCCAAGGCAGCAGCCCCCAACAGUGGCAGCAUGGCUCUAAGCCUCGGGAAGGCCCCAGGUGGUCCAGAAAGGCUGAGGUGGAGCUGCCCUGGGGCAUUCAGGCCUGGCCUCACCUACAUGAGGUUGGUGAUGUGGUUGUGGCAGGGGAGGUAAAAGGAGCCACAGGACACAUACCACAAGGGACUUCAUUGGUAAAUGAAGAUGCUGUGCCUAAACCUGCCUUGGAAUCUAAGGGGCCUUGGUCCCAGGGGCAACUUGGAGCACAGUUAGGAAAUCACUGGGCCCACCCUGAAACCUCUUGGACUCCAUGCAAGACAGCUUAUGCUGUGUCGUUUUCCAAGAAACUUGGGUCCUCAGGGUCAGGCCAACCAGACCAAGUUGCUGAAAUCCACGAGUCUCCGGAAACUGUAUGCACUUCUUCCAUCCAACAGAGCCACGAAGAGCCCUCUGCCCCUCACCCAGCCCUCCAGCCAACUUUGCCCCUCUCCCUUGAAGGCUGGGUGCCAACCCCUCCCUCUUCAAGGAAAUCCCUCUGUCCAGUGCCUCCGAAGAAGUCAACCUGGACUGGACAUCAUGGGCAGGAACAUCCGGUGGAACAUAUGGAUACCCCCCUGCCUCUGUCCCCUUCAAGAACUUUGGUUCUCACACCACCCCAGCCCUGCAGCCCCCGUGUCAAGCAUCCACUGCUGGGCUUGUCCACCAACAACUACAACUACAACAGCAGUGUCCCUCUGGGGCUACAGGAGCCCUGGGGAGCAACUUCCCACAAGAGUAGAGCUGAGAUGGACCACCACAGCCAGGAGCCUGGACUGCCCCUGGAGAGUGAUAGAGAUGGAACACCCCAGGACUCUCUCCAGUCAGCAGAUGCCUUCACCCUCUCCCUCACCUCAGAGGAGCCUGAGUGCAGCCCGGAGCUGGGAGGAGAGCUACACAGGACAGAAUCCAGCUCUGGAGGCCACAUGCCCACUGGAGUAUCACCCGAGGCCAGUGCAGGGCACAAGCUGCCCUCUUCUGCCCAUUCUGAUGGGAACAAGAAAAGGAGGAGUAGUAUCACCUCCACCCUGGGCCUCAAAAAACUCCUCUCAGCCUUGGGCCACAGCCCCCGGCCCAGACUUGGCACAUCCCGAAGCUACAGUGUAGAACAGCUGCAACCCUCAGCACUGGCUCCCCAUAGCAGUACCUCCAAAGUGAAGAGAGCCCCGUCAUUACAAAUCCUGCAUCUGGUGUCGCCCUCUCAUCAGCAUCGGAAAGCAACUUCCUUUCAGAACCUCCAUUCUCUGCUAGGGGGCAAGGGAGACCGGUCCAGCCUCUACUUGGUAGAGGGGUCAGAGGACUCCAGUACACCGAGCAGGCCGGCCAAGGCCUUUCCCCAUCGGGCACUCAGUGUGGAAGAUGUGAGUGCUCCUAGCCUGGCUCGCACCGUGGGCCGUGUGGUGGAGGUGUUCCCAGAUGGCACGAGUCAGCUGCAGCUGCAGCGACCCCCAGAGGGCACUUUUGGUUUCUGUGUGGCCUACGGCAAUGGCCGUCGAGAUUCAGGACUCUAUGUGCAGGCCAUGGCUGACCUGGAUACUGCCAAGCUGUACUCGGGGCUGCUUGGGGUGGGGGAUGAGAUCCUGGAGGUGAACGGGGCCAAAGUUGCUGGGCUGGGUUUGGCUCACAUCAAUAAGCUCCUGGCUCGUGUGGAGAGCUUGUCGGUUCGUGUCUUGAGACAGAGACCUGUUCCCCAGUGACCCGGAUGUAUUGUUGCUCUCACUGGUACUCCCUUAGAAGCCCCAACUCCCACACAGCAAAAGGGGCUGAAAUAUACCGCUCAGAGAUAA
This is a messenger RNA of Phodopus roborovskii (desert hamster), 4072 nucleotides long. RefSeq names its product KIAA1614 ortholog. The transcript has 10 exons. The coding region runs from base 365 to 3982 and encodes 1205 amino acids. Lineage: Eukaryota; Metazoa; Chordata; Mammalia; Rodentia; Cricetidae. The record is from RefSeq and is a predicted model, not a curated record. Gene Ontology annotation, cellular component: nucleus; cell cortex; apical plasma membrane. Gene Ontology annotation, molecular function: protein kinase C binding. Gene Ontology annotation, biological process: centrosome cycle; regulation of cellular localization; establishment or maintenance of cell polarity.